Messenger RNA from Arabidopsis lyrata subsp. lyrata, 4769 nucleotides. Its product is annotated as transcription factor MYB102. The record is from RefSeq and is a predicted model, not a curated record. The coding region runs from base 3503 to 4516 and encodes 337 amino acids. Lineage: Eukaryota; Viridiplantae; Streptophyta; Magnoliopsida; Brassicales; Brassicaceae. The transcript is spliced from 9 exons.
AUGGGAUAGAUAGAGAAGUCUCCUUAAACAUAUAUGUGCUAUGUUUUGUUUAAGUUUGUUGGUCCAAAAUGCCAUGAAAGAUAGGCCUUUUAAUUUCUUCUUAGUUUUAUCAACUUACUAUAUAGGGAUGACUCAUGGAAGUUUGAAAAUGAAUCAAUGAUUUAAAAAUCUUAAAGAGUAUAAACAAUGUUCUCAUCCAAUCCACUUUCUAUAGAAGAGAUUUUUACUUGUAGAUUUGGUUCAUAUUCCACAAUGGGGUUGAGAUAUGAUCCUACUUACUGAUAUUCUGUCUGAUGGUGUAGUUUUCAAGCUAACCAAAACAUUCCUCUUCCAAGCUACUUUCUUGUGUGGGAUGACUACGUAGUGGAGUUGUUCUACCACUCCUACUAUUCUAGUAAUUUCAGUGAUAUUUUAUUCUUGAGUUUCUUAAUUCAAGGGAGUGGUCAGCCAUUUGUGACUUAUAUGUCCAACACGUAUAACUAUCCCACUUUCUGGUCCAUAAAUGAUGCUUAACAAGUCAUAUUUAAGUCUACAUUGGCAAUGAGAAGCCUCUGUUACCAUGUUCCAGUUUCAAGCCAUAGGGGUUUUCUAUCGAAGGACAGCAAACCAGAGUCCAAUACAGGGUCUUUCAGAUUUUCUCUUUGUCUUCUGCUUGAUGCUCUGGUGAGCGAAACGAUGAACUCGAAGAAAAUGGCAGAGUGAUGUGGCAACUCUCUUAGGUUCUGAGGUUUGUAGAUGCUUCUUCUCAUUUCUUUGUCUAAUCUAUAAGCUAGUUUACUUCAUUCAGUACAAUCUUUAACGAAGCAAAAUGUGGUUGCUCCAAGCACUAUACAAACUUAUACUGUGGUAAGUAUCUCAAAAUUUUAUGGUCUUAUCACUGGUUUUGAGCUAUGUUGAUUGGUGAUUUUAAAGGGACUGUCUUGGGAAGGUCAUAUUUUCAAGCACAUAAUUCAUGAAAAAGUUGACAGAAAUCUACCUUUCCACCUUUAUCACAUGACUGGUAAAAGUUAACAAACUUUAUUCAGCUGUGCCUUUUUUGUCCCCCAUUUGUCAAAGUGAAAGCUGGACUUUUUAUACUUGUUUAGGAUUUAUUUACUGAAAUAAUCUCGUUUCUUUGGUUUAUAGUAAAUAAUCUCGUUUGUUUGGUUUAUACUUUGCACUAACUUUGUCUACUUUUUCCUCGUAAAGCUCAAAUUUCAAAAGGUAGUUUAUAUGUUCAAGAAGAUAUGUUCGAGUUGUCUAGAUGUUAGUGCAGAUUUGUGAAAUUAAUAAAGAUUUACAUUCAUUAUUUUUAAUCAUAAUAAUCGCCUAUCUUUCUUAGUAUGUGCUGAAGGUGGACCAUUGAUGAAAACUCCUAUAAAAAGCUUUUAGUGAGAAGGCACCACUAACUUGGUAAACUCAAUUAAAACCGAGUUGAUAAAGCCACACUACUAAUCCUUUUUGUUCAGUUCUAAACACUCUUUGUUUUUAGUGUACCACUUUGCAAUAGAUGUAGAUGCAUGACAGAUGAUGCUUAUAUACUAUGAUGAUGAAUGGAAGUAUCAUACAAUGAAAUAUUAUAUGAAUACCUUAAAAGGGUUGUGGAGAUACAUACAACUUGAACAGGGAUGGAAAGAGAUGUAAUCCUUUUAAUUUGACAUUCCUGAUGUUCCAGCAAUGUUGGGCGUAACCGUUGAGAAAAGUAUGUGCUAAUUUACUAUUCUAAAUGAAGAGUAAGCAAGAAGAUUUUGAACCGUCACCACUUUCGUCACUCAUUGGAAUUUCAUUCAGGAACCUAACGGAUGCUGAUGAUAUUCGAAUCACGAGUACGUAUCUUGGUUUCGUCUUACUUCUGUAAGUAUCAAGAGUUUAUAGCAUUACUGCAGAUAAAUCCUACACAAACUUAUUUUGUGUUUUAACUUCCUUCUAUCGAUUUUGUGGAAUUUAAAAAGUUGGUUGAAAAAUGCUCAGUAUAGUAUCUGCAUAAGUUGAUUAUAAGUAUAUACUUGCAGAUGAUCUCGACUCAUGCUUUUCACAUUUACAUACAAAAGCUAUAAAGUGUUAAAUAUUUUGAUUCGUUGCAUAGAAAGUCCGAGCUUUUAGACGUGUUAGUUUGAAACUAAGGAGAAGAAGCAAUUCAGUUGUUUAUCUGACAUUCACAACCAAGUUGUUGUUGUUGUUUUUUUUUUUUAAUUAGAGGAAAAGAACGGUUUAAGUGACAUCACAUAUUUCAUAAUUAAUACUUUUGUAAAAACCUAUACUGCUUUCCUUAAUUCUUUAAUAUUUUCUUCACCUGCUCCACUCUGGGAGGAACCCUAAUUCAACAAGCAAUUCGAAUCUCUCUUUCCCUAGCUACUAAUUGAACUUUUGUAAGAAUUAUAUUUCGUCUCUUAACCCCUUUUUAAAUUCGUAGGCUUAAAUGUUACCUAGGUAUGAUGGUACUUGUAGGCUUAAAUAUGAUGCAAUGAAACCAUACAUAUGAAAAUCUAGAUGCUUCCAUGGAGUUUCAAUGUAUAAUGAAAUUAAGAUAAUGACUUUCAUUAUGUCUUCUGUUAUGGCUUUAUAAUCUCUACAUGAAAAUGUUGCAUGCUGGUUUAUAAUACUUCGGAAAGUUGUUUUUUUUUUGGUUCUCUAGGCAAUGUUGCGUUUGUCAAGCCUCACGUGUAUUCGUAUGUUUAUACUUGCAGGGAAGGUGAAAAUGAGUUAAAAUGACAAAUAAGUUAAAUAGUGGUCAAAUCUAUACAAAAGCUGUUCAGAGUAUCACAUUUCAUUUUCACCAACAGUUACUGAAUUAAUACACUAAAAUAUCUUCUAGAAACUGACAGAUUUGAUGCCCUCAUUUGGUAAAACAUCUUCUUGUUUGAUUUUUCUCUAUUUCUUAAUUAGAUUUUGUUUCUUGAUAUUAUGUCGUUCAAUUUGAAUUUUGUGCACGGAACCUGUGAUCUUCAUUAUAUAGAAGACACAGAAGAAAAAGACAAGAGCUCAAGAUAUGCCAUUGGGUGCAAUACUAAGGCUGAGGGAGAAAGUCUUAUAGGUUUUAAAGAUGGUGGAGAUUUAGAUCAUUUUCUGCACCCACCUCUCCCCUAACCAGCUCCUCCCUAGUGGUCAAAAUCUGUCAUAUCAAGCCUGUCACCAUCAUCAAUAGGGUUUGGUACUAGGGCAUAGUGAUGGCUACUUAUGAACUGCUUCCCAAUUAAAGACAAAAGUAAGAUCGAUUGGUAUGUAUGUGUUUGUCCAUUGGAGACGGCUGUUCCCGAGAUGAUACUGAUCGUUGCUUUAAGACAAGAGGAAGAAUUUACAUUGAAUGAUAUUUUUUCACACUGGCGAAUAGGAAAGAGGCACGUGGUGAAUGGACAUGAAGAGAAAAGGAUGCUAGGUUUAAUAUAAAUUGGAAUAAGAAGCAGUUAGUGGUUGUGAAGGAAGGAGGCAAGUAACCAAAUCUCAGAGACAAUUAUAACAGUAUAGAGAAGGAAGGAAGAAAAAGAAACCAUUGUUGAUUUAGAUACAGAGAAGAUCAUCUAACAUGGGAAGAUCUCCUAUCCGUGAUGACUCUGGUCUCAAGAAAGGUCCUUGGACUCCUGAUGAAGAUGAGAAACUUGUCAACUAUGUCCAAAAACAUGGUCAUAGUAGCUGGAGAGCCCUUCCCAAACUCGCUGGUCUUAACAGGUGUGGGAAGAGUUGCAGGCUAAGAUGGACUAACUACUUGAGACCUGACAUCAAGCGAGGGAGAUUCUCUCCGGACGAGGAACAGACUAUCUUGAACCUUCAUUCAGUUCUUGGAAACAAGUGGUCAACGAUUGCAAAUCAGUUACCAGGGAGAACAGACAACGAGAUCAAGAAUUUCUGGAACACCCAUUUGAAGAAAAAGCUGAUUCAGAUGGGUUUUGACCCAAUGACUCAUCGUCCAAGAACCGAUAUCUUCUCUGGCUUAUCUCAGCUCAUGUCUUUGUCUUCUAACCUGAGAGGCUUUGUUGAUCUGCAGCAACAGUUUCCGAUUGAUCAAGAACACACUAUACUCAAACUCCAAACCGAGAUGGCCAAACUUCAAUUGUUUCAAUACCUUCUUCAACCAUCUUCCAUGAAUAGCAUUAACCCUAAUAACUUUGACACCCUCAGUCUCCUUAACUCUAUUGCCUCCUUCAAAGAGACCAGUACUAAUACCACCAGCAACAAUCUCGACCUCGGUUUCCUCGGUUCAUAUCUUCAGGACUUCAACAGCUUACCUUCCCUGAAAACCCUAAAUUCCAACAUGGAACCAUCAUCUGUUUUACCCCAGAAUCUUGAUGACAAUCACUUCAAAUUCUUCACUCAAAGAGAAAACCUACCGGUGUCUCCAAUCUGGCUCUCGGAUCCCUCCAGCGCAACUCAGAGUCAUAUACCUUCUGCUGUGAAUGAUGAUCUGAUUUUAAACCAAUACGGUAUUGAAGAUGUCAAUAGCAAUAUCACAUCUUCAAGCGGUCAAGAAUCAGCAGCUUCAGCUUCAGCUGCAUGGCCUGAGCAUCUAUUGGAUGAUUCUAUAUUUUCGGACAUUCCUUAGCCCUUCUUUUGUCUUAAUUUUCAGGUCUGUUUUGGAGGAACUCAAAUCGAAUUUACUCUUGGAAUUGUGCUUGUUGGAGAAUUUUAUUUGCAUAUCUAUAUAUAUUGUAGAGGCGUCAUAUAUUCGUACUCAUGUUGUAGAAUGUACAGUACAGAGAUUUCAUAACUCAUAUGCAUGUUGUUGUCAAUGUUCUCUAGCAUAUGUCUGUACCCGUCGCAGAGUUUAUAUAUAUAAGAUUUUUGUGAAAUGGAAA